Messenger RNA from Chelmon rostratus (copperband butterflyfish), 1245 nucleotides. RefSeq names its product caM kinase-like vesicle-associated protein. NCBI's taxonomy places the organism in Eukaryota, Metazoa, Chordata, Actinopteri, Chaetodontiformes, Chaetodontidae. The coding region runs from base 1 to 1245 and encodes 414 amino acids. The transcript is spliced from 10 exons. Gene Ontology annotation, biological process: peptidyl-serine phosphorylation. Gene Ontology annotation, molecular function: ATP binding; calcium/calmodulin-dependent protein kinase activity; calmodulin binding. The record is from RefSeq and is a predicted model, not a curated record. Gene Ontology annotation, cellular component: intracellular anatomical structure.
AUGCCAUUUGGUUGUCUGACACUCGGGGAGAAGAAGGAUUACAACAAUCCCUCAGAGGUGACCGACAAGUAUGACCUGGGACAAAUUGUUAAAUCAGAGGAGUUUUGUGAGAUAUUCCGGGCGAAGGAUAGGAACACCUUGAAAAUGUACACCUGUAAAAAGUUCCACAAAAAGGAUGGAAGGAAAGUGAGGAAAGCUGCCAAGAAUGAGAUAAUGGUCUUAAAGAUGAUAAAACAUCAUAACAUCCUCCAGCUGGUUGACGCUUUUGAAACCAAGAAAGAGUACUUCCUUUUUCUGGAGCUCGCUACAGGCAGAGAGGUGUUCGACUGGAUCUUAGAUCAAGGAUACUACUCUGAGAGGGACACCAGCAAUGUUAUGAGGCAGGUGUUGGAAGCUGUAGCGUACCUGCACUCUCUGAAUAUUGUCCACAGAAAUCUGAAGCUGGAGAACUUGGUCUACUUUAAUCGUUUGAAGCACUCCAAAAUUGUUAUCAGCGACUUCCAGUUGGCAAAACUGGAAAGUGGACUCAUUAAGGACCCAUGUGGGACUCCAGAAUAUCUAGCUCCUGAGGUGGUCGGGAGGCAGAGAUAUGGAAGAUCUGUGGACUGCUGGGCCAUAGGUGUAAUCAUGUAUAUACUUUUGUCUGGAAACCCUCCUUUCUAUGAUGAUGCUGAUGAAGAUGAGUCUGACAACCGUGACAAGAACCUUUUCCUAAAGAUUUUGUCUGGGGACUAUGAAUUCGAUUCACCAUAUUGGGAUGACAUUUCAGAUUCUGCCAAAAACUUGGUGGCAUCCUUGAUGGAAGUGGACCAAGAUCAGCGACUGACUGCACAGGAAGCGAUUGCCCAUGAAUGGAUUUCUGGAAAUGCCGCCUCGGACAAGAACAUCAAGGAUGGCGUUUGUGCACAAAUAGAGAAGAACUUUGCCAAGGCCAAGUGGAAGAAAGCUGUCCGAGUGACCACCCUCAUGAAGAGACUUCGAGCGUCUGAGCAGGGUGAAUCUGGGGCCCCCGCAGGGGCUGCAGCUGACCCCAACACGCCCAGCGGCGCUGCUGCUCCUCCAGCCGGCGGCAGCGAUGGUGUCGCUGCCAGCAUAAAGGCUGCUCUUAGUGAAAAGGCUCCUGACACACAGACUGCCGCCGUCUCUGCGCUCUCCCUGCCCAGUGCAGGCAGACAGGAGGAGCAGCCACAGUCACGGUGCAACGGCGAUGUCCCCCAGAUGUUGCCACAAAGAAAGGGAGAUUAG